AUGGGAAAGUUCUCUCGAGUCCUCUUGGCUCUUACGGCAGCAGUGCUGGCCAUGGCACACGCCAAUCCUGCAUUGAUGCCCUUGAACGAUGGCAAUCACAUGGCGCAAGUGGGCAUGGGUGUUCACAUGGCCGCUCCAGGUCAGGAAUGCUACCAAUCCGUCCGUUGGGGGUUGGAAGUGGGAUACCGUCUCAUUGAUACCGCCGACGUGUACCAGAACGAAGCCGAUGUGGGAAGAGCCAUUGUCGAUUCGGGCAUUCCCCGUGACCAAAUCUUUAUCACUACCAAAUUGGCCGCGGGAUCGCACGGCUAUCAAAAUGCCAUGGCUGCCACCGACUUGAGUUUGCAAAAGCUCCAAACAUCGUACGUGGAUUUACUCUUGAUUCAUUCUCCCUAUGGGGCCAAACUGGUAGAGACGUGGGAUGCCAUGGUGGAGCUGCAAAAACAGGGCAAGGUCAAAUCUAUUGGAGUCAGCAACUUUGGAAUCCAACAUUUGGAAGCGCUGCGAGAACACGGACGUCCGACUCCCGCAGUCAAUCAAAUCGAAUUGCAUCCACUCAACUAUCAAGAACGCAAAGAAUUGGUGGAAUAUUGCAAACAACACAACAUUGCCAUUACUGCCUAUGGAUCCUUGUUUUUUGGGUUCCACGAACGUUACCAAGAUCCCGUAUUGCAAUCGGUGGCCGAAAAGUAUCAAAAGACAGUGCCACAGAUACUGCUCCGAUGGGGACUCGAAAUUGGCGUGGCGGUCAUUCCCAAAUCGGCCAGUUCCAAACAACGGCUGGAACAAAACUGGGCCAUUCUCGACUUUGCAUUGACACCCGAAGAAGUGGAGAGCAUCUCUGCCAUUAAGGGUGCUCCCUUGGGUGCUUAUUGGGACCCUGUGAGAGAUGCUGGAGUGGAUAUUGGAGACCUGUCGCAUGGCGGCAGUAGUGUCACCGGCGAGGAGCUGUAA
Seminavis robusta is the source of this 954-nucleotide messenger RNA. NCBI's taxonomy places the organism in Eukaryota, Bacillariophyta, Bacillariophyceae, Naviculales, Naviculaceae. The record is from the annotation of a GenBank genome assembly.